CUGACUUAUUUACCGGAUUCAACGGUAGUAAUAAAAUCCAGCUCAUAUCCGGUAUCCCCAUUACGCCAUUAUACUGCUACUUUCUAUUAACGGAUCUACAAUCAGAUAUUUCUAGGGUUUCCUCAGAUCGCAGGCAUCGAAAAUCAUAAAUCUGUGAUUCUAUUCUGAAUUACUCGAUCUGAGGGUAUCCCAAUUAGGGGAUAUUUUUCUUUUGAAAGUUUUCAUAGAUUUUGAUUGAGUUGUUGUUAUUUGGGGAUUUUUUUCAGGACUUCUUUAGGAAAUCAUGUUUCUAUUCGAUUGGUUUUAUGGGGUUUUAGCAUCUUUAGGUUUAUGGCAAAAAGAAGCUAAGAUCCUGUUUCUAGGUCUUGAUAAUGCUGGAAAAACUACUUUGCUCCAUAUGUUGAAAGAUGAGAGAUUGGUUCAACAUCAACCUACACAGUACCCGACUUCAGAGGAGUUGAGUAUUGGACAAAUCAAGUUCAAGGCUUUUGAUCUCGGUGGGCAUCAAAUUGCUCGUAGGGUUUGGAAAGAUUACUAUGCUAAGGUGGAUGCCGUGGUGUACCUAGUGGAUGCUUUUGACAAGGAGCGGUUUGCUGAAUCAAAGAAGGAAUUGGAUGCUCUACUAUCAGAUGAGUCCCUAGCUACCGUGCCAUUCCUGGUGUUGGGUAACAAGAUUGACAUCCCUUAUGCAGCCUCAGAGGAGGAGCUUUGUUAUCAUUUGGGACUGACCAACUUCACCAGUGGCAAGGGAAAGGUUAACCUAACAGACUCCAACGUCAGGCCAAUCGAGGUUUUCAUGUGUAGUAUCGUCCGCAAGAUGGGAUACGGUGAUGGCUUUAAAUGGGUCUCUCAGUACAUCAAGUAGGAGGGUGGUAUGGGCACAUGUAAGUGGUUGGAGAAAAUGGGUGUUUGUUUGAUUGAAUGCUGUUGGAUGACAAGAACAACCAAACAUUUUUAUGUCAUGAGAGUUUUUGCUAUGUAAUGUGAUUGUGUAAUGUUAAAAAACAGGUUCCCAGUGGAUUUCUUCAGGUUCUAAUUCUUCAUUUCAUUUCAUUUUAUUACUUA
Messenger RNA from Papaver somniferum (opium poppy), 1065 nucleotides. Its product is annotated as GTP-binding protein SAR1A-like. NCBI's taxonomy places the organism in Eukaryota, Viridiplantae, Streptophyta, Magnoliopsida, Ranunculales, Papaveraceae. Gene Ontology annotation, cellular component: endoplasmic reticulum exit site; COPII vesicle coat. The record is from RefSeq and is a predicted model, not a curated record. Gene Ontology annotation, molecular function: GTP binding; GTPase activity. Gene Ontology annotation, biological process: vesicle organization; membrane organization; intracellular protein transport. Bases 284 to 865 code for a protein of 193 amino acids. The transcript has 3 exons.